Prorocentrum cordatum is the source of this 1191-nucleotide messenger RNA. Lineage: Eukaryota; Dinophyceae; Prorocentrales; Prorocentraceae. The record is from the annotation of a GenBank genome assembly.
AUGGUGGCGGCGCCUGCCCGUGCGGGCAUCCAGAGCUACUAUGAUGCGAACAUCUUGGAGCUGGAGUCCACCAUCAAAGAGCGCAAGAUGAACAAGAGGCGGCUGGAGGCUCAGCGAAACGAGCUGAACGGCCGGGUGCGCCUCCUGCGCGAGGAGCUGCACAUGCUGCUGGAGCCCGCCUCGAAUUGCGGCGAGGUGAUCAAGGCCAUGGGCAAGCAGAAGGUGCUGGUGAAGGUGGGCCAGGAGGGCAAAUACGUAGUGGACAUCGACAAGGAGAUCUCGAUCGAUGAUUGCAAGCCCAACGCUCGAAUCGCCCUCCGCAGUGACAGCUACGUCUUGCACAAGAUUCUCCCGAGCAAGGUCGACCCUCUGGUGCAGCUUAUGCGCGUCGAGAAGACGCCAGACAGCACUUACGAGAUGGUGGGCGGGGUGGACAAGCAGAUCAAGGAGAUCAAGGAGGUCAUCGAGCUGCCGAUCAAGCACCCCGAGAUAUUCGAGUCCCUCGGUAUCGCCCAGCCGAAGGGGGUCCUGCUCUACGGCCCGCCUGGCACAGGAAAGACGCUGCUCGCCCGCGCGGUGGCCCACCACACGAACUGCUGCUUCAUCCGCGUGUCCGGCGGCGAGCUGGUCCAGAAGUACAUCGGCGAGGGCAGCCGGAUGGUCCGCGAGCUCUUCGUCAUGGCCCGCGAGCACGCUCCCUCGAUCAUCUUCAUGGACGAGAUCGACUCCAUCGGCUCCGCCCGCGUUGACGGCGAGCAGGGAGGCGACUCCGAGGUUCAGCGCACGAUGCUCGAGCUGCUGAACCAGCUGGACGGCUUCGAGGCCACGCAGACCAUCAAGGUGAUCAUGGCUACGAACCGCAUCGACAUCCUCGACGAGGCCCUCCUGCGACCCGGCCGCAUCGACCGCAAGGUCGAGUUCCCGAAUCCCAACGAGGACGCCCGCAUGGAGAUCGUUAAGAUCCACUCGCGCAAGAUGAACCUCAUGCGUGGCAUCAACCUUCGGAAGAUAGCUCAACAAAUGAACGGCGCUAGCGGCGCUGAGAGCAAGGCAGUCUGCACAGAGGCAGGUAUGUUCGCUCUGCGCGAGCGCCGGCAGCAUGUCACCGAAGACGACUUCCAGAUGGCCGUUUCCAAGGUGAUGAAGAAGGACUCUGACAAGAACAUGAGCUUGCAGCAGCUGAUGAGGUAG